Molecule: messenger RNA, 423 nt
Organism: Meloidogyne enterolobii
Lineage: Eukaryota; Metazoa; Nematoda; Chromadorea; Rhabditida; Meloidogynidae
Source: the annotation of a GenBank genome assembly
AUGAACUUUACAGAUGAUUGUCAUGCCAUUACAUCUGGAACAGAACCUAUUGGCAGAACUCCAUGUACUCAUUCUAUUUGUGUUACUGUUAUUGAACCGAGAAUGUUGGCUGGCCAAUAUAUUGGUAAUAAUGUAAUUCGUGGUUGUUUUUCUUCAGUUUUCAAGUAUGGAGAAUUGUCUACUGAAAAUCUUGUUGAUACUUCUUGUUCUACCUUUCCAAUGCGAGCACUUUUACCUAGACAUAUGGCCCUUAAAUCAAGCAAUAGAACUGUGGAAUUGUGCCGAUGCAUUGGAAAUUUGUGUAAUGAUUACCCUCGUUCUCCACAAACAAAUUCAACAGAAACAACCACCAAAAAUUGGCCUUUCAUCAACAGAAUUAUUUUUACAACAUUUUUGUUUUUAUUAAUAUUAUUUAUACAAUAA